AUGAAUGAUAUUUUUCCAAAUUUACAUUCAAUUACUUUGAAUAAGAUCGAUUCAAAUAUAUGGAACUUGAUUCGAACUCGAUUACCAUCAUUUAUAUCAUUAAGAUCAAUAUUCAUCUAUUCUGUUGAUGAUUUAGAUGAAUCCACAGCAACAUUAAUGUCACUGAUUUUUCACGAUCUUCUAUUCAAUGUAAAAUCAUUAAAACAUUUAUUUCUUGAGACAUUAUAUGGUCAGAAUGAAACAAUAAUCAUUUCAACAUCUUCUUUAAUACAAACAUCUACUAUUGAAUGUUUAACAGUAAUAGGUAUUCAAAUUAAUUUACAUCAAAUUUUUGCUAUUGCACCUAUGUUACGUCAACUCAAUGUCAAAUUGAUUGUUACUCAAUUUUAUGAAAUUGACACAAUUUUUCAACCAUCUAUUAAUUUACAACAAUUAUCGAUCAACAACAAUCGUAUGACUAUGUUCGAAAUUAGACAUUUACUCUCAUCAAUGACUUGUCUUACUUAUCUUAGUCUUGAUAUUGAUAAUGCAGAUAAUGAUAUGAUUAAUGGCAAUGUAUGGAUACCAUUAUUAACUAGAAUAAUUGCAUUUCAGUUCAUAUUUAAAAUUUCAAAUGAAAUGAAUAUUGAUCUUAAUACUUUUCGUACUCAAUUCUGGCUCGAAGAAAAGAAAUGGUAUGUUACAUUUGAUCAAUGGACCGAUACUUCUUGUUCAUUUCUCUAUACAAAUCCAUGCUUUAACGGCUAUUAUUAUCCAUUACCAUUUGUGAAGAAAACAUUGAUAACAGAAUCAACUGGAUUAGAACCAACGACAUAUCCGCAUACUAAAUAUAUCUUUUUUGACAUUCAAUCACCAAUGUCACAAGCACAUUUACGUCGGUUUACACAUGCUCAUACGUUAAUUGUUGAAAGCGAUUUUGACAUUUCAUUUAAAAAUAUUAUCACUUGCAUCGAUUUGUCACGAAUUACUAGUUUCGUACAAGGCAAAUUGGAAACAAAACAGUCAAAUAAUGAAUUUGUACGAAUUCUUCAUAAUCUUCCACAUCUACGUUCACUUUGCUUGCAUACUUCGACUCUCAUCUUAUUUUUUAAUCGACAUUGGCCACAAAUCCUUGAUCUCAACAUGAAGAUUGAUUCACUUGGUCCAUUUAAACGAUUAUCAUCAAAUGAAAUCGAUGCACUUUGGCGUUCAUUUACUCGUCUGAAGCAAUUGGAAUUUGAUCGUCAAAGUGUUCGAAAUCUAUCAAGAUUAUUUAAUACUAUGACAAUGACAUUAUCGAAUGUAUCAAUUCGUCACUAUGGUGAUAUCAAUAAUUUAAAUCCUCGAAUGGUAACACGUCAAUGGUUGGAACAGAAUACAAAAUUAUGUCAAUUUGACUAUUUUAAAGAUAACAAAUGGGAAGUUUAUUUAUGGCUUUAG
Rotaria sordida is the source of this 1419-nucleotide messenger RNA. NCBI's taxonomy places the organism in Eukaryota, Metazoa, Rotifera, Eurotatoria, Philodinida, Philodinidae. The record is from the annotation of a GenBank genome assembly.